This is a messenger RNA of Aplysia californica (California sea hare), 670 nucleotides long. RefSeq lists its product as uncharacterized. The transcript has 3 exons. The record is from RefSeq and is a predicted model, not a curated record. Bases 11 to 670 code for a protein of 219 amino acids. NCBI's taxonomy places the organism in Eukaryota, Metazoa, Mollusca, Gastropoda, Aplysiida, Aplysiidae.
UGAAAUGUAAAUGACAAAGUAUUAUAUCAAUAAUAUAAAGAUGAAACAUUCGAAAGACUUUACAACCGUCAGGCAAAGGGAGAUCACUCAAAUUGCACCUAGAGCUGCCGCUGUUGUUCGAACUUUCUAUUUUCACUUCGGCUACCACCACAUUAGACGUUACUAUUUAUUACACAUUAAAAAAAGGGCCCUGUUGUUCGUAUUUUUCCCACAAGCUAUGAUGACGGAAAGCAUUGGUGGAAGCCAAGAAAGCAGUCAGCUGUUUGCCCUAGGUUUUCCUGUAACAUUGUCGACACAAGAAUAUACAAAACAGAAGCUGGAGUCUGCCGUGUCUCUCCUGCACUCACAAACAGUGUCCGGGCCCGUCCUGACGGAAAUUGUUUCCUUAUUGCUGCCUCACGUUGAAGACGAGAAAUAUUCCUCUGUUUGGGUGGUCCUGUUGGACAAACUGUGUGGACUUGGCCAUCUCCCAGAGACGGCUGAGGUGUACAGACAGUUGGAUGAGUGGCAGGACAAGGUGUUCUCCUGUGGUAAGACUUUCUCGUGGCUGGUUUUGCCGUUUGGUCAAAGAUACUCAUGUGGUGAGACUUUCUCAUGGUUGGUUCUGCCGUUUGGUCAAAGAUACUCAUGUGGUGAGACUUUCUCAUGGUUGGUUCUGCCGUCUGGUUGA